Messenger RNA from Ricinus communis (castor bean), 1435 nucleotides. RefSeq names its product DNA damage-repair/toleration protein DRT100. The transcript has a single exon. The record is from RefSeq and is a predicted model, not a curated record. Lineage: Eukaryota; Viridiplantae; Streptophyta; Magnoliopsida; Malpighiales; Euphorbiaceae. Gene Ontology annotation, molecular function: protein binding. Bases 157 to 1257 code for a protein of 366 amino acids.
UGUCAGUUCCUGCCAUGCUUACUUCCCAGUUCCCAGUCCCAACGUAAACCAUAGAAGAAAAAAAAAGAAAAAAAGAAAAAACUCAAGAGUCAGUUAACAUUUCAUCACUCAACAUAAACAAAUAUACAAAGAGAAACUAACCUGAAAAACAAAACCAUGGCCAUGGCCACCUUCUUACACAUUACAUUGAUAACAUUAAUGUUAACUGCUACUACAGUCACAAGCUGUCUACCCUCUGACCGAGCGGCACUGCUUGCUUUCAAGGCAGCACUCCACGAGCCAUACUUGGGCAUCUUCAAUUCUUGGGCCGGACCUGACUGCUGUCAUAAAUGGUACGGCAUCAGUUGCGACCAGGAAACCGGCCGCGUCGCUGAUAUAACCCUUCGAGGUGAAUCCGAAGACCCCAUCUUUCAGAAGGCUCGCCGGUCCGGUUACAUGACGGGUACAAUCUCAUCUUCUAUCUGUAAACUAGAGCGUCUAUCUAGUCUCACAAUCGCAGACUGGAAAGGUAUCUCUGGUGAGAUCCCGCGUUGCAUCACUUCGCUUCCAUUUCUACGUAUUCUUGAUUUAAUCGGAAACAAGAUUUCCGGUGAUAUUCCCGCAGAUAUUGGACGGUUACAUAGACUAACGGUUCUGAAUGUCGCUGAUAAUCUUAUCUCCGGUGAGAUCCCACGUUCUUUAACCAAUCUUUCCAGUUUGAUGCAUCUUGACUUGCGUAACAACCGUAUUUCCGGUCCUCUGCCCCGAGAUUUCCAUCAUCUCACGAUGUUGAGCCGCGCUUUGCUUAGCCAAAAUUAUAUUAGCGGUACAAUCCCGAGUGCCAUUUCAAAAAUUUACCGUCUCGCAGAUUUGGAUCUUUCUUCGAAUAGAUUAUCGGGUCCGAUACCAGACUCUUUGGGUAGAAUGCCGGUUCUAGGAACACUCAAUCUCGAUGCUAAUAAGCUGUCAGGAAAAAUACCAGCAAGUUUGUUUAAUUCAGGUAUUAGCAAUUUAAAUCUAAGCAAGAACUCAUUUGCAGGGUAUUUACCAGAUGUUUUCAGUCAAGGUUCUUAUUUUACGGUUCUUGAUUUAUCGUACAACAAUUUUCGGGGCCCGAUACCGAAAUCUUUAUCUUCUGCAUCAUAUAUCGGACACUUGGAUCUGAGUCAUAAUCAUCUUUGCGGGAAAAUUCCUGCGGGUGAUCCCUUUGAUCAUCUCGAAGCGUCGUCGUUUGCUUAUAAUGAUUGUCUCUGCGGGAAGCCGCUUAGAGCUUGCUAGAUAUCGUAUCGAGUGCUGGGUUUGUUAGUAAAAUGUGUAAUGUAACAGUAAAUUGUAUUUUCUUUUUGGCUUAUUUAGAAUUUGAUAAAACUCGUGUUUAUUAAGUUACGUAAUUACAUGGGGAAUUAAAGGAUUCAUGCGCGUUAAUUUUGCAUGAGUCGGAGAUCUUGAAGUCGAA